AUGAAAACCAAUCUUCCUGCCACUCCAGUUCUCCCCGACGAGCAGAAGCUCAUGACAGAUGGUGCAAACUUGGCAAAUUUUAAGGAAGUGAGAAUCAGCAUGGCACGGGGAAGAGGAGUAGAAGGGUACCUGUUUGGGACAGUGGCCGAACCAUCUGGAUUUGUGGCAAACAUUGGCACCCUCGGAUUCUCCCCAUUGAACUCGACAAUGCCUUCGCCUGACAAAUAUUCCCUACGUGAUGGAUGGGUUGCCGCAAUGCUGUUUCAAAAUAUCAGAGACCCCCGAUUGCACGAUCUCAAAGGAACCGAUUCGGCGCACCUCAUCUGCACGACGCUUGUUACCAAGUUCAACAGAAGCACGGAGCUUCUGGUCGGACUGAAGAUGGAACGAUGUGACAAUCAACCCAAAAACAAAGUCGAAAAGAGAACACACGAAUCCACCAUUUCGUACCGAUUCCCAUCGUCAUCUGGGAGUCCAUCCCCUCCCCCCAUCAUACCAUCGUUGCCCGAUCUGGCGCAUCAAAACCAACCCGGGCCCUCCAACCCCUACCUCGCCCUCCUGCCGCCUGAAGACGAGUUCCCCGACCUUGGCGAGUUACCCUCCAGACAACCACCCUCGCCCCCACCUACCGCACCUGCUCCUACCAUGUCAGGACAUCACCGCAUCACCCUUGCCGCCAAUCCCCCCUACUUCGAUGGCGACAAGUCCAAGUACCUGGGCUUUGUGGAUGCGUGCACCACUUACAUCGGUGCCUAUCGGUCAGAGUUCUCGCUGGACGAGACGAAAAUCCUCUUCGUCCUGUCCUACCUCCGCAAUGAGAGCGGCACAAGCUGCGCCGCCUCAAGAUGGGCGAUGAACUGGAAGCAGCACAAUUUCGAGGGCUUCCAAGGACUAAAGGCGGGAGUCACUGCGACAAGCUUCUUGGAGGAGCUUCAGAGGGCCUUUGGGGAUUCCAACGCGGAGCAAGUCGCUGCCGCCCGACUCAUGGCCCUUCGCCAGGGCAGACGGUCCUUUGCGGACUACAUCUCCGACUUUGGAAUGCUGGCUGCAGACGCGAGAUACAAUGUGGUCACCUCCACUGACAGCAAGGGCGAGUACAAGAAGGGGGAACAGGACAAUAUCCUCAUCGAGUUCCUGGAGCGCGGACUCAGCAGCGAAAUUGCAAGCCGCCUCUACAACACUGGCGUCCCCCUGCCCAAGGCAUAUGGUGCCUUCAAGAACUGGUGUGUCAACAUCGAGGCGAACACUCUACGCGAUCAGCUGCGCAAAGCAUCGCAUGCGCAAUCCGCACCACGACCGCCUCCCCAAUUGCGCCCGCAGGUAGCCCCAAUGACACCUGCACCCGCCCCAGCCCGACCCGCUGCCAACAAACCAGUUCCGAUGGAAAUCGAUCGCACCCACACCCGCGGCCGCAAUAUCAUCUGCUACAACUGUCAGCAGCCUGGGCACAUUGCGCGGAACUGUCCGGAGCCAAGGAAGAAGCGCACCUCCUUCAAUCGGGCCACGAUGCUGGAAGAAAUCGAGAACGGGGACAAGGACAACGAGUUCCUCAAGGAGAUCGCUGAGAAGCUGCGCGAGAAGGGUUUUUGA
Messenger RNA from Mycena citricolor, 1590 nucleotides. NCBI's taxonomy places the organism in Eukaryota, Fungi, Basidiomycota, Agaricomycetes, Agaricales, Mycenaceae. The record is from the annotation of a GenBank genome assembly.